Molecule: messenger RNA, 541 nt
Organism: Candidula unifasciata
Lineage: Eukaryota; Metazoa; Mollusca; Gastropoda; Stylommatophora; Geomitridae
Source: the annotation of a GenBank genome assembly
CAUUUUCUUGACUGCAGCUCUGGGUAUCCCUGAAGCUCUGAUCCCUGUUCAGCUGCUGUGGGUGAACCUGGUGACUGAUGGUAUGCCAGCUACAGCCCUCGGCUUCAACCCCCCAGAUCUGGACAUCAUGAAGAAACCACCUCGCUCUCCCAAGGAGGGUCUGAUCACCGGCUGGCUCUUUUUCAGAUACAUGGCCAUUGGCAUUUAUGUCGGCUGUGCAACUGUUGGUGCUGCCGCCUGGUGGUUUAUGCUCUACGACCAAGGCCCCAAACUCAACUACUACCAGCUGACACACCACAUGCAGUGCCCGGCCGAGCCAAGGAUGUUCAAGGGAGUCGACUGCAAUGUGUUCCAGGCCCCCGAACCUAUGACAAUGGCUCUCUCGGUUUUAGUUACUAUAGAGAUGCUGAAUGCACUUAACAGCUUGAGUGAGAACCAAUCCCUGGUGGUGAUGCCUCCCUGGACCAACCUCUGGUUGAUUGGAGCCAUCAGUCUCUCUAUGUUCCUGCAUUUCUUCAUCCUCUAUGUGGAUGUUAUGUCU